Messenger RNA from [Torrubiella] hemipterigena, 3596 nucleotides. The record is from the annotation of a GenBank genome assembly. Lineage: Eukaryota; Fungi; Ascomycota; Sordariomycetes; Hypocreales; Clavicipitaceae.
CCACGGUUAAACACUCACUACGCACUUCUCCUUUUCGCCAAAAGUCCAAUUUACAACGACAAAACACGCCUAUUUCAGCUAUUCGAUUUGCCAUUCACAACCAGUACAUGUCUUGCGUGUAUUAGCAGCGGGUCAAUCCGCCGCCCGUCACGCCGUUGCAAUGGCUCCUCUCAACGCCGGCAACAAUGACGAAGAGAUGGCAGCAAUACAAACACCAGGGGCCACCAAGACGCCAAUCUCUGCCUCCAGCACUCCUGCUGCUACUGCUUACACAUGCUCAGACAAAGACGAUGCCGAAAAGAGGCUUGUGCGCAAAAUCGACCUCUACUUCAUGCCGAUUCUCUUCUUCAUGUACAUUCUCAACUAUGUCGACCGCACCAAUAUUGGCAACGCCAAAAUCGCCGGCAUGCAACGAGACCUAGCCCUAACCGACGACGGAUACGCCUGGGUAGUGUCCAUCUUCUUCUUUGGCUACCUAAUCUGCGAGGUGCCCUCCAACAUGCUUCUCACCCGCAGCCGCCCAUCCAUUUUUCUACCCGCCAUUAUGCUCGUCUGGGGUAUUCUAAGUGCGCUCAUGGCCACGUCCACGACAUAUGGUGCGAUGCUGGGCUUCCGCUUUGUCCUCGGGUGCAUCGAGUCGGGCUUCUACCCAGGCGUUCUGUACUUGUUGUCGUGCUGGUACACACGCAAGGAGCUGGGAAGGCGAUUUGCCAUGUUUUAUACGGCAGCUGCACUGUCUGGUGCUCUGGGAGGCAUCAUUGCUGGUGCCAUCACAUCGCAUCUAGACGGUGCACACGGCGUUGCUGGCUGGCGGUGGCUGUUUAUCAUUGAGGGGUGUGCCACGGUGGGCGUCGCCAUUAUUGCAUUCUUUGUCCUGCUCGACUAUCCGGCUACGACACAACGAUUAACGGAAAAGGAACAGUUUCUCGCGACGCAACGAAUUCUAGACGACCAAAACCAAGGCGAUGCGAAACUGAGCCACUGGCAAGCGUUCAUGGCUGCGUUGUCCGACGCGCGCACCUAUCUCUUCGUCCUGCUCUACAUGCUGGUCAUUGGUGCCAGCACAAUAUCCUACUUUGUCCCGACUAUUACAGCGAGUCUGGGAUUCGAAACAGUAACGGCGCAGUAUAUGACGGUGCCGAUCUGGGUAGUGGCAGCCAUAUGCCUCAACCUAGUGGCCUGGUCGUCGGAUCGGCUACAAGAGCGGCGAUGGCACACGUCGGGAUCUCUGGCUGUAGGCUUUGCAGCCUGUGUCAUUUGUGCCACGGUCCAUAAUGCCGUGGCCAAGUAUAUCAUGGUAUGCUUAGUGACGUCUGCAGUUGUCUGCGCAACAGUGCUGUCCCUGACAUGGACAUCAACGGUCAUGGAUGCGCCUCGCGAGAAGCGGGCGAUUGUCAUUGCGCUUGUCAACGCUUGUGGCAACUUUGCCAGCGUCUACGGCAGCCGCAUCUGGCCACAGAAGGACUCUCCCAACUACCAUCUCGGGUUUGGAGUCUCAGCCGGCUUCUUGGGGUCUGCGGCUGUUCUAACUGCACUCAUGCCCAUUGCCUUUGCGGGCAUCCAACGACGAGCGCGUCGACGAGUCGCAAUGGCUGCCCCUACAUCGUGAUUUAUUUCAAUAUUGUACAUUAGAUAAAAGACAUUCCUGCAUAGAGAGCGAUAGCAUAUAGAGAGCGAGCGUUGGUUUCUGUACACAUUUUCCAUACAAUUAGAUUGAUUAUACCAAUCACAAACCCUACAUAGCAUAAUAAAUAUUAACGAAAUCGUCCCCAAAAACGGCGACAAUCUCCAAGAAAGAAUUAAAAAAAACGAGCAAUAUACCGUAUCCAACUCCAACCAAAAGCCAGUGUUUUUCUGCUCUUCAUACAAACCCUACUCCACGCCAUCACUUCUGCCUUUGUGUUCGCCAGCAGAUUCCAAUUCCUCCAUUUACAACAAAAUCAAGUCUUUCUCCCGAAAAGAUGCGACCAGGCAUCAUAACCUCAGUGUAGUAUGUCUACAUACGCAACAGCUUACUCGCUGCCAAUGACACCCAGGCCAACAGCCGUCAAGAGCGUAGCGACAGCCCAGACACCCGCAUACGAAAUCGAGCCACAGGCCUCAACACCACGAAUCGACAUGCUGCUGGACAAGUAGGUGCCGACAGAUGUAGCCACAACAGCCAGAGCAGCGCGGCGAAUAAGAACCUUUGUCUUCGUCGUAUAGCCCCAGACAUUCCACCAAACAGUCUGCUUGAGGGAGGCAUCGGCAGGCACAAACUGGCGAAUCUUGUCGUCAUCCUUGGUCUUGCUGGUGGUAGCAAACGACGGGAAAAGGAACGCGCUGGCAACAAUACCAAAGGCCGCAGCGACAGGCAGCACAGAAAUAGGGCUAGCACUGUAGGCGAGCUCGACGGACGGGAUGCCCGCAAAGCGCAUGACAAAGACGCGGGCAAGGUAGAACCGCAGCGCAAGCGAGAUGGUGACGCUGUAGAUGGCGACGGCAAAGGCGGACGUGUGUAGCUGCGACACAAAAGUCAGCAGCUCGCGGUUGUAGAGGCGGCCGGGAGUCUUGGAGUGCACGUUGGAGAGCGGGCGGAACAGGUGGAAGGGGACAGCGGCGGCGAGGACGUCAAUGGCCAGCGAGCCAAGAGCUGCGAGGGGGCUGACGGCGUAAAAGUUGUACAGGAGGUAUGUCUAUAACACAAAAAUCAUCAUUAGCAUCUCCGUCAUUCACAACAGUAUAUGUCGCGGAGUUCGUUUGUACUUACACCAGGGGCGGUAGACAUGAAAGCCAUGGCAGCCGCAUCGAGGCUGUCAAGGUUGGCAAACCACGCGAGGGCAAGAGAAACGCUGUUCAACUGUCAGUAUAUACCAAAUAUCACCCAGAGGAAAUCAAAAACAUACAAGCGCCAUGCAGUCUGCACGCCAAGAUCGCGCACAACAUCACCGCUGCUCCGCAGCGCCGUCAACUCGCGGCCCGUCACCUCGCCCAGCGCAUACUGGCCACCCGUCGCAAUCGCAAUACUCAGGACCUGCGCAAGCGCAAAGUCCACGAAAGGAUUGCGCGCGGCAGCACGGGCAUCGGCAGCAAUGGCGGCCUUCUUCUCCUUGGACUGGCGGGGACGCUUGGUGCCCGAAGCAGGCGUGGGUGUAGCUGUUGUUGUUGCUUUUGUUGCGGAUGCGGUCGUCUUAGCGUCCUUGGCUGGGGUCGCAGAGGCAGUCUUGGGUGUCUUGGGCGUCUUUACGGCGGGCGAAGAGGAGGAAUCGGCAUUCUCGCCUUUAAGAGAUUUGCGAGGCAUUGUUUGUGUUCGCGGUUGUUGUUUUUCGUGGUGGUGUUGGUUUCGACGCGUGUGCGUGUGUCCUGUUUAGUAGCUAACUAGAGAGCGCCAAGCUGGGCUGUCCGUGUUUGUGUUUGUAAAAGUGAAAAAUUGCAAUUACUGUAAGUAGAGCAGUAGAGGAGAUAACCAAUUGCACGUAAUCAAACUCUUAUCAGAGCAAAGAAACUGGCGCAAGGAUUGGGCGCGACUGGAUUUACAACACAAGUGCCUUGGUGCAGGUAUUUUUUGGGGGGGCGUCUGUCGCGACAGGCUGUUUGCGGAGGGAAGCGCGUCACUG